Molecule: messenger RNA, 1296 nt
Organism: Enhydra lutris kenyoni (northern sea otter)
Lineage: Eukaryota; Metazoa; Chordata; Mammalia; Carnivora; Mustelidae
Product: solute carrier family 35 member G1
Exons: 3
Coding region: 1-1098 (365 amino acids)
Biological process (GO): calcium ion export across plasma membrane; regulation of cytosolic calcium ion concentration
Cellular component (GO): endoplasmic reticulum membrane; plasma membrane
Source: RefSeq, a predicted model, not a curated record
AUGCGGCCCCUGGACAGCUCCGGGGCAGCCGAGGUGCCAGAGCCCGGGCUGUGGCUGACGGACGACGCGCCGCAGGGCGCGAUCGAGGAGCCCCCGGCGGCCGAGUCAGCGGGGACGCCCGGUACCGGGAGGUGCUGGCUGUUCGGCUCCUCGCCGUGCGGCUUGUGUGCUCCGCAGGAAGCCAAGAAGAAAGCACCCUGUCCUGGACUUGGCUUGUUUUAUACAUUAUUGUCCGCCUUCCUUUUCUCAGUGGCCUCUUUAUUUGUUAAAAAAGUGCAAGACGUCCAUGCUGUAGAAAUUAGUGCAUUCCGAUGUGUGUUCCAAAUGCUAGUCAUUAUCCCUUGCUUAAUAUACAGAAAAACUGGGUUUAUAGGCCCCAAAGGUCAACGAAUUUUCCUCUUGCUCAGAGGAGUCCUGGGUUCUACGGCCAUGAUCCUACUGUACUACGCUUUCCAGGCCACAUCUCUCGCCGACGCCACUGUCAUCACGUUUAGCUCACCCGUGUUCACGUCUAUCUUUGCUUGCAUAUUUCUCAAGGAGAAAUACAGCCCUUGGGAUGCCCUCUUCACCGUCUUCACCAUCACCGGCGUGAUCCUUAUCGUGAGGCCCCCGUUUCUGUUUGGCGCCAGCGCCGCGGGCGUGGGCGAGAGCUACUCCCUUCACCUCAAGGGCACGAUUGCAGCGGUUGCGCACGCUGUGUUCGGCGCCCUGACCCUGGUCAUCCUCAGAAAGAUGGGGAAGUCCGUGGACUACUUCCUGAGCAUCUGGUAUUACGUCAUCCUCGGGCUCCUGGAGAGCAUCAUCAUCCUCUUCAUCAUCGGGGAAUGGAGUCUGCCGUACUGCGGCUUGGACAGGCUGUUUCUCAUCCUCAUCGGCCUGUUUGGUUUGGGGGGUCAGGUGUUUCUCACAAAAGCCAUCCAAAUAGAAAAAGCAGGGCCAGUGGCAAUAAUGAAGACUAUGGACGUGGUCUUCGCUUUCAUCUUCCAGAUUAUUUUCUUUAAUGAUGUGCCUACGUGGUGGACGGUGGGCGGGGCCCUGUGCGUCAUAGCCAGCAGCACCGGCGCGGCGGUACGGAAGUGGUGCCAGGGUUCCAAAUGAGGCUUUGCUGCCACGUGCACGGUCCCCGGGCAGACACGCCACGCGUGCACACAGCUGGAAAGUCCGCAUUUCCUUCACUGGUCAUACUUAAUAAAUAUCGUAAUUAAAGUACUAUUUUUGAAUAUGGUAUGUCUUUAAUUAGCUAAGAAUUUAGCUAGUCAGUGUGGUAGCAAUUUUUUUUCUUAAUUGUUUUGGUUU